GUGUUGCGGACAAGAAUGAUGAAAGAAAGAACACAGACUCAUCAUACGUCUUCAAGAAUAAGAAAGAAAGAAAAGCUAGAACAGCUUUUACUGAUCAUCAGGUACAGACAUUAGAGAAAACGUUUGAACGACAAAAGUACUUAAGUGUACAGGAGCGAGCAGAGCUAGCAGCGAAACUAAACCUAACCGACACACACAUUAAGACUUGGUACCAAAACAGAAGGACGAAGUGGAAAAGACAGACCACAGUUGGGAUAGAACUGCUUACUGAGGCUGGAAACGUUGCAGCCGUCCAAAGAAUGAUGCAAACAUCGCCUUACUGGCUUUCUCGGUUCACGUCUUCGUUUUCACGGCAUCAUCUGACAAGCUUGAACAAUUAUUUUAAACAUUCUUCUUCUGGACCUCUCAAGCCUCUUCCUUUCCGUCUAUAUCCUCCUUUUGAGAGGUGUACACUAUCACUGGAUGCAGCAAUUCCCCUUUAUGUGGCCUCCGAAAGCAUCCCCCUCCUCGAAGCUCCAGUGAUGUCUAACUCCUAUGAAAGUUCAAGACAGGGACCUUAG
Messenger RNA from Limulus polyphemus (Atlantic horseshoe crab), 560 nucleotides. RefSeq names its product homeobox protein ceh-31-like. Gene Ontology annotation, molecular function: DNA-binding transcription factor activity, RNA polymerase II-specific; DNA binding. NCBI's taxonomy places the organism in Eukaryota, Metazoa, Arthropoda, Merostomata, Xiphosura, Limulidae. The transcript has 2 exons. Gene Ontology annotation, biological process: regulation of DNA-templated transcription. The annotation marks the transcript as partial. The record is from RefSeq and is a predicted model, not a curated record.